Schistosoma turkestanicum is the source of this 3479-nucleotide messenger RNA. The record is from the annotation of a GenBank genome assembly. Lineage: Eukaryota; Metazoa; Platyhelminthes; Trematoda; Strigeidida; Schistosomatidae.
AGGGUAUUGGUUAUUGGAUCUGGCCCGGGGUUUCUGAUUACUGCGCUACGUUAUGUAGGACAAAUGAAGUGUGUGUUAGUCGUUUAGUUAAUUCGUUACCAUACAUAAGGUACUGCUUAAAAAAUUUUCACUGGAACGGCAUCAUUUUUGCCUAAUAAGCGUUCAUGAGACCAAGAAGUGGCUAUUUUAACCAUCAAAAUAAAUAAAUGUUAAGGAUAGACGAUCAUAUGACUCAUGAGUUAAAAGACGCAUUUCAAGAUGUUUCUGAAUCUACUGUUGAAGAUCAAAAUUCAGCCAGUCAAUCACGUCAAAAUCUUGCCGGUGGAAGUGGGGUUUUUGCAAACUUUUUCGAAGAAAUGGCUGAACCACUGUCUUUCCAAUCCUCAAAUCUCAAUGAUGAAAGGCAGAAUAAUAAAACUAAACAGGACCUCAAAUUUCAAGCAGGAAGUAGUGCGGAAAGCGACAGAAACGCCUCUGUGCUGCGUAAUGAUAUUAAUCCUAUGGAAGCUUUCUAUGGUAGCAAUCCGGAUGAUGACCUGAAAAUUCUGGAACGAUAUCGAAUGCUUGUUAAUUCUUAUUCUGAUUCCGAACCAUAUCGAAAUGAAAAAUUCCAGAUGAGACAAUCAUUUCAUGAUGAUACAUUGAAACGUGAUACAUUACCACAUGGUAUAGCAGAAUAUAAUCCAAAUGAUUUAAGUAGUCAGUUGUGUUUUUCAUAUAUACAUAGAAAUAAACCACCAAAAAUAUUGGCUAAUCGUUUUCUUCUUGGUUCUACAAUUGGUAGAGGAAGUUAUGGAAAGCUUUCUAAUGGUAGCAAUCCGGAUGAUGACCUGAAAAUUCUGGAACGAUAUCGAAUGCUUGUUAAUUCUUAUUCUGAUUCCGAACCAUAUCGAAAUGAAAAAUUCCAGAUGAGACAAUCAUUUCAUGAUGAUACAUUGAAACGUGAUACAUUACCACAUGGUAUAGCAGAAUAUAAUCCAAAUGAUUUAAGUAGUCAGUUGUGUUUUUCAUAUAUACAUAGAAAUAAACCACCAAAAAUAUUGGCUAAUCGUUUUCUUCUUGGUUCUACAAUUGGUAGAGGAAGUUAUGGAAAGUUAAUAGAUGGUUUACAUUUUCUUCAUCGUAACGGUGUUAUACAUCGUGAUAUUAAACCGGCUAAUUUAUUGUUAACACCUGCACCAGGUUGUGGUUUAAGUGGUUUCGGUAGUCCAAAUGGUACAAUGGAUUUACCUGAUCAUAAUUGGUUAUGUAGUACUGGGAGUCAAUCAGCAUUUUGUCAACGUUCAUUAGCUAAUAUAUUGGCUUUAUCACGUGGUUGGUUAGUGAAAUUAACCGAUUUCGGUGUAUCUGCAUCAAUUUCAGCAUUUAGUACAAAUGAUAUGGUUAGUGGUGGUCAAACGACACCAGCUGUACAACCUCCAGAAGUAGCUAAAGGUGUCCAAUCAAUAUUUGAUGGUACUAAAUUAGAUGUAUACAGUGCUGGUGUAACACUUUAUUUUAUGCUUACUGGUCAUGUACCAUUUUCAUGUCAAAAUGUACUACAAAUAUUUGAAGCAAUUGUUAAAGGUGAUUAUACAAUACCAGGACAUGUAUCAGCUAAUGCUUCAGAUUUAAUUCGAAAAAUGAUGCAUAAAGAUCCUAAAAAACGUUUAACUCUAAUGCAAAUUCGUCAACAAAAUUGGUAUAUACAAGAUCCACCAACACCAAUGUCUGUAGAACAAAUUAAAAUGAAAUUACGCAAUGAAUUGUCAAAUUCUCAACAAUUAUCUAGCAAAAAUACUGGCAAUAAUGAUCCGCCAUUAUUGAUACAUACAACACCAAAACAUAAUUGUAAUCAACAACAAUCACAUCAACGUUAUGGUAUAAUCUGUUGGCUUGAUCCAUUAAUUUAUCUACGUCGAUAUCAUACUACUGUUGAAUAUCCUCCACCGCAUAUAGAUGAUACAGGUGCUAGAAUAUUUAAUACUGAUGAAAUUUUCAAUAAUUCAACUAAUCAAAGGAUGAAUAUUCAUCAUGAUGACGAUGAUGAUGAUGAUGAUGACGAUGACGACAAAAAUCUGUCAACUAGGCUUAAUCGUCAUAAUGGUAUAGCACCGAUUUCAGUGAUUGAUCGAUUGAAAGUAUUUCAUGAUUUGGAUGACUAUGAAGAUUAUAUGAGACCAGAAGAUAUGUCUAGCUUCUAUUAUUCACCGGAAGCAUGUUUGCAAUAUUCCAAUCUUGAAAAACAUUUGGCUAAUUUAGGUAUUAGUUCACGUGUAGAAUAUGAUCCAACAACAAUUACCAACAAUUAUCCAUAUCAUCCAAUCAAUUCUUUACAUUCUAUUAAUCCUAUUCAUCAACCGGCUGAUACGACUCAUAGUGAAGAUCAUCAAUCACAUGGUUAUUUUCUACCAUCCGAUCAACAAGGUCAACAACAAGUUAAACAAGAAAAAUCUAUAAAUGCUCACAUGAAACAACCACAACAACAUUGGUGUCAAGAUCUUGGUGUUCCAGUAUAUGAAGCAAUAGAAUUUAGCCAGAAUCAAAAUGAUCAUCUACCUGAACCACCAGCUUGUCCAGCAGAUUUACCAAUUUCCAUUCCUACUUCAUUUCGUUUGCCUAGAUUUGUAAUGAAUCCAAUUGGAACUUGUCGAACUAACAGUUCACCAGGUCCUAUAUUAUUUGAUUCUAAUGUAUGUGAACGAAUACAGAAUAAUAAUGCUGUCAUGAUAAAUGAUGCUGAUGCUGAUAAUGAUGAUGAUAAGAUGAUAUCCAAUCAAAAAACAUGGCAUUAUGGUACACGACCAAAAGAGUUACUACUUCAAAUCACUCGUUCAAAGGCACAUCCAGAACAGCAUCCAUGCUCUACGACUAUCCGCACUAAUGAAGAAGAAGAAGAAGAAGAGGUAGAAGAUACUGAUCAUUCAGAUCAAUUAUCUACUGAAUUCAAUAUGGAUUAUGAAAAUUAUCAUGAAAUUGAUUCAACUAAAUCAUUACCAUUAAAAAAUAUAAAACAAGAAUUUUUGCGAAAAUUUUAUGAAUUAAAUUAUCAAAAUUUUAAUAAAUUUAGUCAAUGGUUUUCUACUACACUGACUAAUAAUAAUAAUAAUCCAUUUCAUUCAUUACGUAAUCGAUUGAAAAAUAGUAUACGAUUAAAAAAGAAACGCUCAUUAGUAAAUGUUUCAAAUAUGAAUAAUGACGAUAAUAAUAAUAAUAAUAAUCGUUUAUCUGUUGGUUUCUCUCCUUCUUCCCCUACUUCAUCUACUUCUACUACAGUUUAUUAUAGAAAUGUGAAUAGUGCCACAGAAUUAACUUCAAUUGUACAACCAUCAUCAACACCAACAACAACAUCAUCACCAGCAUCGACACCAAUCCAACUGGAUGAUCAACAUUCAAUGAAAUCAACUGGAACAUUGCCAAGAGUAGUAGUACAUCAUCGAUUAAAGCCUUGUUCACGUAUAUUUUCACGAAAAAAAACAAUGAGAAAGGGCAAUAAUUGA